Coregonus sp. 'balchen' is the source of this 483-nucleotide messenger RNA. The record is from the annotation of a GenBank genome assembly. Lineage: Eukaryota; Metazoa; Chordata; Actinopteri; Salmoniformes; Salmonidae.
AUGGAAGACACCAUUGACACCGCCAUGGGGGUGUUCUCUGAUCAGUACCUUGUGUCCAAUGACAGUUUACUGUUCAACAUCACCCCAACCCACUUUCCCCCCCUGCCACCCAUAAUAGACCAGACCAUCAGCGUCACCACCAUAGUCAUCCUCUUCAUCACCAUGGUUUCACUGGGCUGUACCAUGGAGGUGUCCAAGAUCAAGGUGAUUCUCAUGAUGAUGCUCAUCUCUAGUUUGGUUCUCUAGUUUCCGGUUGUUUCAGACUUUUUGGGGUUAUUUUCAUCCUCUUUUUGUGAUGAUUUUUUUGUGAUUAAAGCAGUUUUAGGGUUUGUGAAAUGUAUACAAAUGAAAUAUUCUAUUCAUAACAUUAAUAUUGUUAUUCAUCUAUUUAUAUAGGCCCACAUCCUGAAACCUAAAGGAAUAGCCAUCGCAGUGGUGGCCCAGUUCGGAGUAAUGCCCCUCACUGCCUUUUCAUUGGCUAAG